Aspergillus heteromorphus CBS 117.55 is the source of this 2709-nucleotide messenger RNA. RefSeq names its product putative arsenite resistance protein Ars2. The record is from RefSeq and is a predicted model, not a curated record. The coding region runs from base 1 to 2709 and encodes 902 amino acids. The transcript is spliced from 3 exons. Lineage: Eukaryota; Fungi; Ascomycota; Eurotiomycetes; Eurotiales; Aspergillaceae. Gene Ontology annotation, cellular component: kinetochore.
AUGGAUUCCUACGAGGGCUACGGCUCUCCCGGCAGAAAUCGAGAUGCAGUCGACUCUUAUGCCUCCAGGGCACCCGUGGAUUCGUAUCGCCGCAGAUCACCGGUAUCUCAGGAUCGACGUCGCGCUCGUGGACGUUCGCGCUCGCCCGUGAUGAUUGAUCGUUACGAACCCUCCGAUCGCCGUGCUUCGCGAGACGAUUACUACGCCGCCUCCCGGGAACAUGCCGGACGGGAUCGUGAGGAUCGUCGCCGUCCGCCGUCGCCGACCGUUGCCAACAUCGACCGAUAUGUGCCGGGGCAAGAUUCGGUCAAGCGCCCGAUCCCCACCAACCCGCUCCCCAACCCCUUGAACCUGGACUUCCAGGUCGGCUUCAAUUGGUUCGCGGAAUGGUGGAGGGCGGAGCAGUCGAUCAGGGAGGAAAAGGAACGCGCCAAACACGGCGGCCGUCGUCCGUCCGAUCGCGUCAAGGGAGAGCGCGAGGCUCGUGAGGACCGGGAUAGGGAACGCGCGCAGAUCCAAGCGGCAUACGAUUCAUACAAGGUGGACCUGCAGGCAAAAAUGGCCCGGUCUUUCGUCCAACACCAUCGGAAUGAGGAGUGGUUCAAAGAGCGCUAUGUUCCUGAAGUCCGGGAUCCCCUUCGUCGUCAACUGAUGGACUUCCGCAUGGGUGCCUACCAGCAAUGGGAAGCCGACCUCGAGAGCGGACUCUUCGACGAAUUCACCCUUGAGGGCAUUUACAAGAGCGAAAGCGAUGGUGCAGGUGGCGUGAUUGAGAAGGAGGAAGGCGAGGCCACGGCCGUAGGAGAAACACUGGGCGUCCUGGAUUUGCUCCCGGCCAGAGGUGGCGAUUUGCGCGACGAGGCGCUGUCCCAGUCUGCCCUCUUGAUCAAGACCUUGGCCCCGAAUGUUAGCCGGGAGAAGAUCCAGGAGUUUUGUAAGGAGCACCUGGGAGAGCAGGAUGGCGGGUUCAAAUGGCUUAGUCUUAGCGAUCCCAAUCCUUCCAAGAAGUAUCACCGGAUGGGGUGGAUCAUGCUUCAUCCUGCUCCUGAUGUCGAGGUCAUCGAGAGAGGCGACGGCAGAGAAGAAGAGGGCGAGGAAAUGGAGCAGGAUGACACGGCUAACGGAGCAGUGACUGUUACCGCCGCCGAGAAGGCUCUCGAGGCGAUCAACGAUAAGACCAUCCACGAUCCGGUUCAUGGCGACUUCACAUGCCACGUGGGAAUCCACGUCCCCCCAUCCCAGCCACGCAAGAAGGCCCUGUGGGACCUUUUCUCCUCCCCCGAGCGCAUUGCGCGCGAUCUCGAGUUGGCACAGAGGCUGGUCUCGAAGCUUGACUAUGAGAUGGGCGGACAGGCCGAUGGCUUCACCAAGAUCGAGGAGCGUGUGGAAGAACUGCGGGGCAAGGGGUGGCUCCAACCACCCGUGACGGGCCCUGUCAGCGUCAAGAAGAGAAAGACCGACUUUGAUGCCGAUGAUAUCGAUGAGGGAGAGGCUGAGGAGGGAGAGGAACAAGAGUGGGAAGAUGACGAGAAUGAUGACGAGGAGCUUCUGGCGAAGAAGAAGAAACUCGAUCUCCUGGUCGAAUACCUCCGUAGAGUCUAUAAUUUCUGUUUCUUCUGCGUCUUCGAGAGCGAUUCGGUUCACGAGCUGGCCCGCAAAUGUCCCGGUGGACAUCUGCGACGCCCACGUGCUGGCCUCACGACGCAGUCGAAGGCCGUGGCCAGAGCCAGUGCUCUUGGACAGCCGUUCCCUGUCAAGCGGAAGGAGCCCAGCGAGGAGGGCGAGGAACAGCCGGUUGUUGAGGAGAGGCGGCCACAGCGCUACGGUUCCAAGUGGGAACAACAGCUCCAGCGUGCCUUCAACUGGGUCAAGACGUUUGAGGACAAGCUCUUGCAGAUCCUUGAACCCGACAGCGUUGAUAUUGGGAAGCUGGGCGGCAAGCCCGUGGAAGACUCCUUGGAGGAGGAGUUGAGCAAGCAUGUGAAGCAGGAGGACGAGUCGAAAUUCCGAUGCAAGGUGCCCGAAUGCACAAAGCUGUUCAAGGCCGAUCACUUCUGGCGCAAGCACAUCGAGAAGCGCCACGCCGAGUGGUAUGAGACCAUCCGCAGUGAUCUCGCAUUGGUGAAUUCCUAUGUUCUGGACCCGGCUCGAAUCGCGCCGUCGCGGUCCGAUGCGAACAGCAACGGCCACUUCCCUCUCGGCUCUGGCCAAGGCCAAACCGGCACCCCGCGUGGAUUCAGCCUGGCAUCGUUGCCCCCAUACCUGGCCGGUAGCGUGCCGCCCGGCUUCUCUGGUGUUCCGGGGUCUGGCAUCCCUGGGUUCAUGGGCGCUGGGGUCCCCGGCGACGGCUCUGGCUUGCACCAGCCUGGUGUUGUGCGCCGUGGCGGUGGUCGCUAUAAUAACCGGUCUGGUCCGUACGACCGUCGUGGCAACCGGCAUGGCGCUCCCGGCAUGGGCAGCGGCCGUCUGAGCCCGCCCCGUGGCUUGCCCAGCAUGUAUGCGGGUGGCCGUCUGCCUGCCUCCGGUCCUCCCUACAUCCCUCCGGGCCACCCCGCCGCGGCGUUGAUGGGGGCCGGUGGCUUCAUUGAUUCCAUGGGCUCCGGGUCCGCCCAGCAGGGACCGCGCGAAGCCGUGCAGGGCCGCAGCCUCAAGAGCUACGAGGAUUUGGACGCCGUCGGCGGAUCCGGCAGUGGCGAGCUGAACUACUAG